Messenger RNA from Diaporthe amygdali, 2286 nucleotides. RefSeq names its product Vegetative incompatibility protein HET-E-1. The transcript has a single exon. Bases 1 to 2286 code for a protein of 761 amino acids. Lineage: Eukaryota; Fungi; Ascomycota; Sordariomycetes; Diaporthales; Diaporthaceae. The record is from RefSeq and is a predicted model, not a curated record.
AUGUGGCUGAUCAACACAUCCACUUUUCAGCUCCACGAAUUCCCAGGGUGCGCACCUCACUACGCGACAUUUACCUACUUCACAGAGAAGAACGGCUCCUUGUUCGAAGAAUUAGCACAAUUACGGACCAAAACUUGUCAAGAUGGUCUCAAGAUAAUUCAGAGAGCAUGUGACCAGGCUCGGGCUGCUGGAACCCAGUGGCUCUGGAAUGAUGCCGCUUGCGUUGACAAACGCUCUUCCGCUGCCCAGUCUGAGGCCAUCAAUUCUUUCGCGCAGAUCUACAGGAAUUGUGAAUUCAGCAUCAUUUACCUGCAAGAUCUUUAUUACAAGCCAGCAGCGGAUGGAAUAACCGGUGAGAUGCUGGCUGAAUGCCGGUGGAUCAAAAACAUUUGGGCCAUACCGCAAAUUAUUUUUUCCCGGGUGUCGCAUUUCUACUCAUCCCAUUGGAACCACAUUGGAACUAAGGAAUCAUUGCUUCCACAGCUUUCUUCCGUUAUCGGUAUCGACCAAGCUGUUCUGGCCGACUCAGAUUGCCUAGAGGAUUAUUCCAUUGCCAGGAGAAUGUCCUGGGCCUCUGUGAUGUCAGCUUUGCGAACCGAGGAUUUUGCUUACGCUUUGCUUGGAGUAUUCGAUGUCAGCAUUCCUAUAAUCUAUGGGGAAGGACGAAAAGCCUUUCUCAGACUUCAGGAAGAGAUUUUAAGGAACACGAGUGACUUUUCCUUAUUCGCGUGGGAAACGUGCGAGUCCCAGGAGUAUACCGGACUUUUCGCACAGUCCCCAGCUUGCUUCCGCCACUUCCGACAAGAUCAGACGACAGCUUUGAGAAUCCAUGGUGACUUACAAAUUCACUGCCAGGGUAUCACUAUCGAGGCAUCUCUCUGGAGAACACCGAGCGGCUUGUUCCUGCCUUUGGAAGGUCCAGAUGGUCCCGCUUGCUGGGUCCCGCUGUUUCAAUGGAAUUCCUGCUUUGUGAGAAGGGGAGGUAAAUUGGAGUGGGAUUUCUCGGGGCCAGUGAGCCUCGAAAACAGAAAGGUAUGUGUCAGGCGAGAUGUGAGUGCCCAUGAUUCGAGAAAGAUCAUUGCCUCUGGAAACUUCCAGAAAGACCAAUCUCACUCUGGCCUGACACAUGCCUUCCUAUUUUCGAGGCUCACGAGCUCCGAGAGAUCCCGUGAUCAAAAAGACAGCAUAAUACCCCCGGUUGAUGAUUGCGGCGUGACGCCUCAGUAUGCCAAUUCGGUAUGCAUUAGCGAAAUCACAUCACGGGAAGACCCGAUCGCCUGGUCAUCUCACGGAAGAAGCUCAGUGGCAGAGACAAUGAGCGCGCGUGGCAGUAUUGGAGCACCUUCAUGGACACAUGAAAGUGCUUCGGAAGCCCAUGGCUUGCCUGAGCCCUUUGCCGAGGCGGACAAUACUGUCACUGUGUGCAUCGAAGCCGCGUGCGAAGAAGUCAAGGAUGGGUUGAAGGAGUCUGUGCAACUAUCUGAAUCGCCAUCCACCCAAACUCAAUCCUUGGACGGGGCCAGAUUCACGGAAGAGCUGGCGAAUAUUGCAACCGAGCAAUUUCUCUCUGGGUUUCAAAGGCAGUCCGUCAAGCGAUCAUUCAGACCAUGGCAGAGCGAGAAUCGUAAACGGCCCAAGCUCAUGGACUCAUCUGAUCAUCUUGAAAUUGUCGAAACAUCCGACUCUGAAGAUGGGGAAACGGUUGUUGUGAGGAAGGCCAGAUUUUUUGCUUGUCCUUUCUACAUCCAGGACAACAAGCACUCCAAAUGCGUGACAGAGGAGCAGCUACAGAAUAUCGAGCAAGUCAAGGACCAUCUGUGGUGGGCACAUCGACAGCCCAUCUUUUGUCCCGUGUGCAAAGAACAGUUCCCCUCCAGCAAAACUCGAGAUACGCACAUUCGGCUUCGCACCUGCCAUCCAAAGAUCUCGUCGUCGAUCGAAGGGCUUACAGGCGAGCAAGAUGAGAAGCUCGCAAGAGAAGAGGAGGAACCCCAAUUGUCUGAAGAAAUGCGGUGGUUCCGCAUCUGGGACAUCAUCUUCCCACACAUUGCACGUCCGCCCUCUCCGUUUUACACGGGUCAGCGGGAGCUGAAUGUGUGCGCGUUCCGACGAUUCUGGAUGGAAAGUGGUGAGAACAUCAUCGCAGACUUCCUCGAGAAGAAGGAAUCCCAGAGCUACAACAUCAGGAAUGAAGAGAGGGAACUGAGGGCUCUUUACAACCUAGUUCUGCAAGACGUGGUGUGCAGGAUAUUCGCUGAAUCCUGCGACCGUGUCACCACGUGUUGA